AGCUGGAGCUCCAUUCUGGACUGAUUCCCUGGAACAAAGACAUGGCUGCUGCUGCUCUGCAGAUCACUGGACUGAUCCUUGGAGGCAUUGGUGUGGUUGGGACUUUUGCCAUUACUGGCAUGCCACAGUGGCGUGUAACCGCUUUCAUUGAAAACAACAUUGUGGUUUUUGAAACUAUCUGGGAAGGUCUCUGGAUGGACUGCAUAAGGCAAGCAGACAUCAGGAUGCAAUGCAAAGUCUAUGACUCCCUCUUGGCACUGUCUCCUGACCUGCAGGCUUCCCGAGGCCUGAUGUGUGCGGCUUCAGCCCUGGCAUUCCUUGCAUUUGCAAUAGCCGUUCUUGGCAUGAAAUGUACACAGUGUACAGGAAACGAUGACCGAAUAAAGGGCUACAUUUUGCUAGCAGGUGGCAUUGUUUUCAUCGUCGCUGGUCUCAUUGUGUUCAUCCCAGUGUCCUGGGUUGCCCAUAACAUCAUUCGAGACUUCUACAAUCCGGUUGUUACAGUAGCUCAGAAGCGAGAGCUUGGGGAGGCUCUUUACAUUGGUUGGACAUCUGCCUUUUGUCUUGUCGCUGGAGGAGCCAUUCUUUGUUGCUUCUGUCGUUGUAAUGAAAAAAGUGGAACAUACCGAUACUCAGUGCCUUCGCAACCAACAGCUUACCGCAGCCAUCAUGUGCAAAGAAGAUCUGACAGUGCAUAUUCUAAAAGUCAGUAUGUUUAGCUGUUUCUUCAUCUACUGGUCUCUCUAAGAACAGGAUGCUUUCAUCUCAAACUUGAAAUCUAACAAAGUCAGAAAAUACUUGCUAGUACAUCAUGCUGGCUAGAAUGAAAUCCAUGGAAUUAUCUUUGAAUUCUAAGACAAGCUUUUUAGUACAAAAUGAAGUCUUUGUAUGUUUUAGCACAAGAUGAGAAAAUCUAGCUGGAUCCUGUUUGGCAUUCUGAAUGUUUUAAAAGUAGUAUUGAAUAAGAUAUAUAUUAUGAUUAUAAUGAUUUUUAAAUAGCUUUGGAGGGAGGAGGAGGAGGCUUUAGCAAAAAAUUGUAAAAUUACUGAAAUCCAUUAUAUUGUAAAAUACUGCUUUAAUAUAUAAAAUGUAUCAUAGAAUUUGAGUGGGGGAAGAGUAAAGGGGAAAAGCUGUGUGAGGAGAAGCCUAAUCUAAAUCUUGAUUAUAUUAACCUAUGCCAUAAUUUUAAUGGAAGUAUUGUUUACAUGUGUACAGAAGGCUGAUAUUCUCAAGAGCUUUUUUUCGUUCAGUGUAUUUUUCAAAGACUCAAAGCAGGGCUUUUUUUCAGCUGGAACGCGGUGAAAUGGA
Molecule: messenger RNA, 1308 nt
Organism: Eublepharis macularius
Lineage: Eukaryota; Metazoa; Chordata; Lepidosauria; Squamata; Eublepharidae
Product: claudin-8-like
Exons: 1
Coding region: 42-719 (225 amino acids)
Biological process (GO): cell adhesion; bicellular tight junction assembly
Cellular component (GO): plasma membrane; bicellular tight junction
Molecular function (GO): structural molecule activity
Source: RefSeq, a predicted model, not a curated record